This is a messenger RNA of Phragmites australis (common reed), 993 nucleotides long. RefSeq names its product probable glycosyltransferase 3. Gene Ontology annotation, biological process: xyloglucan biosynthetic process. Lineage: Eukaryota; Viridiplantae; Streptophyta; Magnoliopsida; Poales; Poaceae. Gene Ontology annotation, molecular function: hexosyltransferase activity. Gene Ontology annotation, cellular component: endosome; membrane; trans-Golgi network. The transcript has 2 exons. Bases 28 to 993 code for a protein of 321 amino acids. The record is from RefSeq and is a predicted model, not a curated record.
CACGGUGCACCUGCAAAAUCUGCUGGCAUGGCGGCGGCCGGCGGGGGACGGCUGGGGAGGCAGUGGCAGGCGCGGGGCAGCAGCAACAAGCAGACGCAGCGGACCAUCAACAGCAUCAUGAUCACCCUGCUCGCCACCUUCAUCGCCCUCCUCGUCCUCCGCGGCACCAUCGGCAUCGGCCGCCUCGCCUACAGCUGCGUCGUCGUCGCUGGCUCCGACGGCGCAGUGGCCGACGCCGGGAUCGUCGAGGACAUCGAGCGCGUCCGCCGCGAGAUCGGCUCCGACUCCGACCCUGAAGACGAUGACGCAGCGUCCAGCUCGGCCACGCAGUACUACGACCACGGCAAUGCCUGGUCGACGACGAACUACAGCCUCGGCCCCAGGGUCACGCGCUGGAACGCCAAGCGCCGGCAGUGGCUGUACCGGAACCCGGGGUUCCCGUCCCGCGACGCGAGCGGCAACCCGCGGACCCUGCUUGUCACCGGUUCGCCGCCGGGGCCCUGCGACAACCCCAUCGGCGACCACUACCUGCUCAAGGCCACCAAGAACAAGAUCGACUACUGCCGCCUCCACGGAAUCGAGAUCGUGCACAACAUGGCUCACCUGGACCCCGAGCUCGCCGGUUGCUGGUCCAAUAUCCCGCUGCUGCGCCGGCUGAUGCUGGCGCACCCGGAGGUGGAGUGGGUGCGGUGGAUGGACAGCGACGCGCUCUUCACAGACAUGGGCUUCGAGCUCCCGCUCGAGCGCUACGUGGGAAGCAACCUCAUCAUACACGCCCACCACGACCUCGUCUUCAAGAAGCGCUCCUGGGUCGCCCUCAACACCGGCAGCUUCCUUCUCCGCAACUGCCAGUGGUCGCUGGAGCUUCUCGACGGCUGGGCCACAAUGGGGCCGAAAGGCCGCACCCGCGACGAGGCCGGGAAGCUACUGACGGCGAUCCUGAAGGGCCGGCCGGCGUUCGAGGCCGACGACCAGUCCACGUUCAUGUAUUAG